This is a messenger RNA of Zingiber officinale, 552 nucleotides long. RefSeq lists its product as uncharacterized. The transcript has a single exon. Bases 148 to 420 code for a protein of 90 amino acids. The record is from RefSeq and is a predicted model, not a curated record. Lineage: Eukaryota; Viridiplantae; Streptophyta; Magnoliopsida; Zingiberales; Zingiberaceae.
AGUCCUUUAAAAGAAACCGCUUCUACAUUAUUUCCUUGAUUUUGAUCCCCACCAGCCACUUCUUUCUUUCUUCUUCUUCUUCUUCAUCAUCAUCAUCAUCAUCAUCAUCAUCAUCAUCAUCAUCAUCAUCAUCGAGUGCUCUCACUCAUGGCUUCAGGGAGCAAGGCGUCAUUGGUGGUCGCAGCGAGCAUGGCGGCGGUGGAAGCGCUCAAGGACCAGGCCGGGCUUUGCCGGUGGAACUACGCGCUCAGGUCGCUGCACCACCGCGCCAAGCGCAGCAUCACGGAAGUGUCCGCGCAGCAGACCAAGAGGCCGUCGCGAGGGCAGGCCAAGGGGGCGGAGGAGAGAGACGGAUCCAAGCGCACGGAGGAGUCCAUGUCCAGAAUCAUCUACUGGGACGCCUGGGGACCCAAAUUGUAGUCGCAAAUAACCAAAUAAUCGGCUACAAAAUGUUUCUAAAGGGAACGCAGAUAAUUAUGCAUGAGCUAUAAAUGUUUCUCCUAUUACUACAAAACAAAAUUACUGAACACAGGUUCUCCUUUUGUCGCCGCA